This is a messenger RNA of Trametes versicolor FP-101664 SS1, 1635 nucleotides long. Its product is annotated as cytochrome P450. Bases 1 to 1635 code for a protein of 544 amino acids. The record is from RefSeq and is a predicted model, not a curated record. Gene Ontology annotation, molecular function: oxidoreductase activity, acting on paired donors, with incorporation or reduction of molecular oxygen; heme binding; iron ion binding. The transcript is spliced from 12 exons. Lineage: Eukaryota; Fungi; Basidiomycota; Agaricomycetes; Polyporales; Polyporaceae.
AUGUCCGAAAUAUUGACACUAUUUGCUACGAUAUUCCUGUAUGGCGCGUGGAAAGUUCUGCGCAACUACUUCGUCCCGUCCGUUCUGGACAACAUCCCGGGACCCAAAUCGACGUCGGUGAUCACAGGGAACGCUGCGCAGUUGUUCGAUCGCGACAAUGCAGCGUUUUUGCAGAUGCUCAAGAAUACAUACGGGCCGAUAUCCAUGAUCCACGCAUUCCUUGGUACCAGGUGGUUGCACGUUUACGAUGUCAAGGCAAUGCACACCAUACUCGUGAAGGACCAGGAGCUAUACAACAGGAGCGACGCCGGUAACACGGCCACCCAUCUCAUCUUGGGCCCCGGACUGCUCGCAACAGAAGGCCUGCGGCAUAAGCGCCAGCGGAAGAUGCUGAACCCCGUAUUUUCCGCUGCGCACAUGCGGAACAUGACGCCAUUCUUCCACGAGGUCGUCGGCAAGCUGCGCGAGGCUAUCGACAACCGUGUAGCGGCGGGCGCAAAAGAGAUUGACAUCACGGGAUGGAUGGGCCGCACGGCGCUCGAGCUCGUCGGUCAGGGCGGGCUUGGGCACUCGUUCGACCCCCUCACGGAGGAGACUAGCGACGAGUACACCGAGGCGGUUAAGGCGCUCGUGUGCGUCUUCGUUUUCUCUUUGCCAGACACAAGAAAUAUCGUCUUGCCCUUCGUCAAGUACAUGGGUCCUGCAUGGCUGCGCCGCAAGAUGCUUGACCUUGUCCCGAUCCCGAAUGUUCAGCGCAUGAAGCACAUCACCGACUUGAUGCAUGAGCGGUCGAUCCAGAUUUUUAAUGAGCGGAAGGCGGCGGCACUGCGCGGGGAAGAGUCUAUGUUGAAUCAGGUCGCUGGGGGCAAGGAUGUCAUGAGCGUUUUGCUCAAGGCUAACUUGGAGGCGGAUGACGAGGACAGGCUUCCGGAGGAAGAGCUGAUCGCACAGAUGUCUACUUUUAUCCUCGCGGGAGUGGACACAACCUCGAACGCUUUGGCUCGUAUCCUCCACCUUCUAGCACUGCACCCCGAUGUCCAGGACAAGCUGCGUGCAGAGCUAGUCGAAGCUCAGGCGCAGUACGGCGAGAAGAUGCCCUACAAUGAGCUGUCCCAGCUCCCCUACAUGGACGCCGUAUGCCGUGAGACGAUGCGCAUCCACACCCCCGUCUCUUUCGUCCUGCGAGAGGCCCUCGAGGACACGAAAAUCCCCGUCACGGAGCCAAUCCGAGGGCUCGACGACACGCUGAUCACAGAGAUCGCUGUACCAAAGGGCACAUUCAUCUUCCUCAACUCGCUCGCGUGCAACGGAAACAAGGCGCUGUGGGGCGAGGACGCGGACGAAUGGAAGCCGGAGCGCUGGCUCGCGCCGCUUCCGCGCGAGCUCGAGGAGGCGCGGAUUCGGGGAUUUACGCGAAUCUGUACGUACCUUGCCGCGAAUUUGUUUUGGAGCGGCUUCAAAUUCUCGCAGCUGGAAAUGAAGGUAGUCCUCUCGACCCUGGUGCGAUCCUUUAAGUUCGACGUACCCGAGAAGCCGAUCACUUGGAACUUCAGCGGAGUCAACUUCCCGACGAUGGACGGCCCGGACAAGGCGAAGCCGGAGAUGUUCCUGAAGAUCCAGCGCGUCGAGGAAUGA